AUGGCGCCACAACAUGCUCUGCCCACACCGACAUCUACCCCGCAGAAGCCCAAAGACGCUGACGAAGAACUCUUCCGGUCAUCUAUAGAGACGCUGGUGAAGUCUGACCGACACGAGACUAAGAAACCUCCGACGCCACAUGAUAUCUGUGAUGCUUAUGAUGCUAUGUCGAGCCGCAUACGCGCCCACCCUUCAAUCGUCACAGACCCCAAGCGAGCCACAACUGUACUCCAACCACUGAAGAACGAAUUGCUUACCAUCGUCGGGUGCCUCAGACGCGACAUUAACCGUGCCAAGCAUGAUUGCGGAACACCCCAGCAUCAAGGGGGCGCAGAGGACGAGAAACGUGAUCCCAAGGUCGUCAGACGGGCAUUGGAGUCGACAGCGUGCUGUCACUCGGCGAUAAGAUUCCUAUCGGUCAUUUUCAGAAUGCCAGUAUUGCAAUCAGUAUUUGCUGCGCACAACCUUGGAACGUUACUGGAUAUUUUAUUGGAUGCCUUAUUCGAGAGGCAAGCCCAUGGCAUUAAUGGACAUAAGACGUACGAAGCGAUCAUGUGGACGCUGAAAAGUAUGGAGCUACCUGCGAGCAUAUACUCUGCCAAAGCCGAGCGGGUAUACGAGGUACUGAAGUUGAGGCUUCGAACGGACGACGUAGCGGACGCCGAUACUUCGUCCAUAAUAUGCGACGCACUGAAGGUUACGGCUGAUUUACUGCGGCACCGGCCCAGUAUUUUUCUGUCACCUCUCACAAGAUUGCUGCCGCAAGUCCUCACCCGAAUAUCUACAGCGUCUUUCGUGAUAAGAUCGCAAGCUGGAAUAGCGUUGGGUAGAUAUGCCCUUUGCCUCCUCGACCUCCGGAAAAUUCCAAACGAAUAUCCAUCGCGAUUGUCCCGGCGUAUAUCCGAUGCGGUAAUCACGUACGUUACGAGGCAAUGGCAGACCUACUCCAAAGCUCGUAAGCAACGCUCUGGGUGGUCUGGCGGCCGAGCUGCAAGUACUACACUCCCCGGCCUAAUUUUCUCAGCCUUCUCCGACACUGACACCGGUGAUAGUCCUGCGGCCCGGCAGGAUCCGUUGUGGGGCGCUUCUGUACUUUCCUCACUUGUCGUGCUUCUGGGUCACGAUCUGUACAAGCAGCCAUGCGCUCUCAAGAUGGUCUUGCAGUGUGUAGCCACGCUGACGGCCAGCAAAUGCCGUGUAACAAGAGAACUGCAUCCGUUGAUCUGGAAAUGCUGUACAUGGGCGUUCUCCGAAGUAGCAGCUGAUGGAUCGGAACGUUCUCAAGAGGACUCGGAAGAUAACACUAGGGAGAGAGCUCUCGCCGUCGUAAAGCAAGAACUGGGUAAAGGACUGGGUCUUGCUCUUGUCGCCGUUUUGUUGUGCCAACGACGCAGAUAUACUGUUGGUGCCGUCCCCGAUGUCGCAGAAAGCAAUAAACGGGAAGAGUUUUCUACGGAUAAUAUUUCGCAAGCACUUGCCGUUAUCGCCGAUAUGGUCCACGCUCACCUGCCUGAGGGUUUGGCUAUUCUCAAGCACCUGGUCGGAACAAUCGGGUUUGCUGUCUCAGAGGAUACCCCAAAACGCCAGUGGACGGCCGUUGACCUCGUCAAUCGUAAUAUCUUAACUGGUUCCACACUACCGGUGGACGACACUAACAAGCUUCAGAAGGUCAUCCGUCAAAUGAACGAGCUCCCUCUGAAUAUUCUUCCGUCUCUUUCAGAAGAGCAAAUAAUGGAGCAAUGGGAUCCUAUAUUUGCCCUCUGGACCCGAGGGGCUGAGGCCUGUAUAAAAGACGCUCCCGGCAUCGCUGUAUGCAAUGAUCUCGAAUUCAUCUGGCAAUCUUUACUGCUUGUUCAAGCGCAACUCACACAAGGGCAUAGUCACCUCACAGCUGAACCAGAGAAUGCUAGUCAGGUCGCAGCCUUAUUCGAGCGAUUGCUGGCUCUUGCGGCUACCAUUCCGACGAAAAUGAGCGACUCGUUACGACUUCUGUAUCGACUAUGGGUAGUGGUCACUCAUGUUUUCUCUGCACCAUGGCUAUCUGGAACCGCGGAUGUUAUUCUGACUGCGCUUCUGAACAUCGACAUGCCUUCCGAUGCAGGAGACGCGAAAGACCCUUAUGGCCGCCUGUGUCACGCCUUGCUCUAUUGCGGCACACCGCCUUUGCUUCUGAGCCUUCAUUCUGGCACUGCUGAUACGGAUCGCAUAGCACAAGACAGGAAACGCUGGAUGAGAUUAGCGAGAAUAUGGCCCGAUAUCGCAAGUGACCUCCAGGACACUCUGGCUCUGAUAAUCAAGCCCUUCAGACAUUGGGACUUAACAGCGUAUGAGAUAGUAUUAUGGGAGGCUCUGGUUCAGUUUGCCAUCACGCUGGGCAAAGGGUCAUCCUCACACCCGUCUCGCAUACUGCAAGACGUAUGCAGUGCAAUAGAGCCUGAAGAGGUCACAACAUUUGCGUCUAUACGACAAACUAUAUGCGUCUUGCUGCGUCACGUGGAUGUUCCUACCGCGGACGACAUACCGUCGAGCCUAUUUUUGCUUCUGGACAAACUGCUAGCCGAGAUGUACGGUUCAGCUUCGCCUGGGUGUUCUCUGUUCUAUGAGCCCCUGGAGAUUCUCGAGAGAGUCAUGAACUCUCUGCCUCCCUCCCACGUGCUCAACGCUAUGACAAUCAUGAAGGCGGGCCUGCUGCGAUGGAUUCAAGACGAGAAGAAUCUUAUCCCGGAGAAAGAGUACAAUCAUACUAUUAUGUCGCUGUACAGUACGACCCUGGCUAAGCUCGGCGAGCUUCCUCGCAGUGUAAGCAUCCUCGAAUGCACGGCAGAAUUUCUCGCAUCUGCGUUCUACAGUGUUCGGCCCCUUGCCUUGGGGCCGUCGACAUUCAAAAGAUUUUGGGAAUCGCAUUACCGCGGCAUAGAAAAAGAUGAACAUUUCCCUCCAGUUCUGAGCGUUUGUCUUGCUGCUCUUUACGGCAAUCAAUUGCAGACUUCUCAGACUUCUCUGCGACAUGCCAGUGAUCAAGACGUAGGGUCUUUAUACACCUCGCCGCUGAAGGCUACACCCCGUCCUCACCGGAAAACCCCAGUGACAAGUUCGAAGCGACAAGGACUGCCGGCCGAAGACGGCCAAGGAGGUGGCAUCGACUCGCCGUCGUUAUCACACGGAUGGAAGACGGAAGAGCAGAUUGAGGAGAGCGCUGCUCUGCGUCCGCCCCCAUUUUUUGCUGUAGGUAACCGAGGUAACAGUUCUCGGCAUCCGGGCACGUUCCUGUCUAAGGCUGCUAGAGACGCCUCGUCUGUGCCAUCAAGCGUGCCACGGCCGAUUUCUCCACCACUAUCUUCUCCUCUUGUGAGCUGGCAGCGGCAGAAUCAGAAUAAACGCCGUACUCCCAUGGACACUCCCUUGGAUGCCUGUCCAGUUACGGGUAAACCUAUACCAGAUGCUCUUGAUGGCAAGAAGCACUCUGGAUUCUCGGACGCUCUGGGAUUGUCAGUGAGUCGUGGAGGGUAUUCGUCCUAUGAUAGGACUCGCGCACGGAUCAAAAUUGCGCCUGCCACUGGCAGUCGUUUAGACUUCGCCAUAGCGAAGCCUGAUGUGGUGUCACCGGGGAUAUUUCCUACGAGAGCUUCGACUACAGAAGAUCAGCUGAACUACGCUUUACCUCUCGCUUCUCCGUUCGUUGAAAGACCCUUCAAGCGUAUGAGGGCCGAGGAAGAUUCCACCGCCAGUUCAUCUUUGGUUUCAAUGAACGACAGCGGAGUGGACGUGCAGCCUGCACCUGAGGCAUCAGAUAGGGUAGAGAACUCUGGAUGGGCUGAACCGCCCACCCAGGCGACUGACAUCUCAGACGACCACAUCCUUACCGCCUGGGACCGCACUGAGAGUAACGACAGGCAUAGCAUCGAUGUCCUCGAUUCGAGCUCAGUGAGCCUUGGUGGGGAUCUACCGCGUCCCGUCCGCUCACAAACAGCGCCGGCGAGCAGCUCUCACGCGAGCUCUUCGCAUGCCCAAGCACGCACGCUGCGAAGGUCCCUAACGGCUCCAGCCCCAUCCUCUGCGGACUAUCUAGAAACUCUCCGUCAAGCAGUCACACUUCUGUCUGACAGUGCCCCGGAUUUGUCGUUAGAUCAGCUGCUGGAGGGCCAGAAACUCGUGAGCGAACUCGGAUACACGUUCACUGAGCAGCUAGGCAAGCGCCUUCGUGGGGCCCCUGGAUGA
Molecule: messenger RNA, 4218 nt
Organism: Gloeophyllum trabeum ATCC 11539
Lineage: Eukaryota; Fungi; Basidiomycota; Agaricomycetes; Gloeophyllales; Gloeophyllaceae
Exons: 9
Coding region: 1-4218 (1405 amino acids)
Source: RefSeq, a predicted model, not a curated record